Messenger RNA from Cantharellus anzutake, 1476 nucleotides. RefSeq lists its product as uncharacterized. The coding region runs from base 1 to 1476 and encodes 491 amino acids. Lineage: Eukaryota; Fungi; Basidiomycota; Agaricomycetes; Cantharellales; Hydnaceae. The transcript has 4 exons. The record is from RefSeq and is a predicted model, not a curated record.
AUGCGACUGCAUUGCGGAUCGUUAAACUCCUUACUUCUGCUGUCUAUCUUUGCCGCUACUUUUGUCCCCUGCGUUUCUGCAGGUUUUGCAUUCUCAUGGAGCGAGCCCACGGAGUGUGACAACUUUACGGUUACAUGGCAGGGAGGGACGGGCCCAUAUCAGCUGCUUUUUGCACCUAAAUUCAAAGUCCCUCUGAACUUCAGUAUCCCUGACAGCGCAUACGACUCCAGGAUCGGGCAAGGGUCAUUUUCCCUAACACUAAAUGUGUCGACUCAAACCGUAUUUCUGCUCGUUAUGUCGGAUUCGACUGGCUUUGGAUCUGGUGGUGUGUCGAAUGCUCUAACUGUCGGCAAUUCCAAAGGAGGGCAAUGCGACACGACUGACGUAAAACCUGCAUUUACGUUUGAGACCCCCUUGAGUCUUCAACAAUGUCGGACCUAUCAAUUUUCGUAUUCGGGUGCAAUAUUGCCCGUAACCAUAUUUGGUCUUAUUCCUUCCGGGACUGCUUUCACCCUAUAUCCUCCAGCCAACGCCACGCUGUAUAACUGGACGGCGGAUGUUGCUGCUGGGACCGAUCUCAUGUUCAUUAUGAACGAUUCUCAAGGACGCCAAGGUGGCUCAACAGAUAUUCUCGGCGUUGGACUGUCAGACGCAAAGGGAUGCCUCGAUUCUUCUUCUCCCUCCUCCACCACACGAACUUCAAUGUACACACAAACUCAGCCGGGUGGAACAGGGACAUCUACAGCUUCCCCAGCCCCUGGAGGAUCAGGUCGAGGCUCCAGCACUGCCGCAAUUGGAGGUGGGGUCGCAGGUGGGAUCGUAGCUCUCACCGCAAUUGCUCUUCUCGUCUGGUGGCUCCGCCGUCGUGACCAAGCAGCAGUUAGACGAAGAAGUGGGACUUCUGGACUCAUGGAAGUAAGUAGUCGCAAACGUCGAGGCCCUGUCGACCUUCUUCCCGACAGCCGAGAUGCCCAAGCACAUUACCCCCUCAACGGGGUUGGAGUGGCGCACCACGAUGGCUCAUCGCCGAACGAUUAUGAGCCAGUCCCUUACGUUCUCCCUCCUCCACCCUCAGCUCGCUCUCGUGGGGACUCUGCAGAUGGGAGCGAUGGACCGUACGCUACGUACCGCUCAACUACCGGUGCUGGGGGCAGCACGUCAUAUUCAAAAGCAAGCGAAGCGGCACUCGAUCGCGUGGGCGGUUCUGCCACGACUAAUGGUGCUACCCGCUACAUCCUCCACACGGAUGCCGGGAGUAUCGCGGGUUCGGACGAAGGCGAAGAAGAGGAAGAGAUUGUGGAGCUGCCUCCACAAUAUGAUUCACUAGGACACAUUAUACCACAGCGACAGGUGUCAAGACGCACACGUCCGUCGCAACGUCGCCCUAAUACCGAGCGCGAAGAAGGCCCUUCAUCUUUAGAACCUUCAAACACGGCCCCUCCCACGGCUGAGCCUUUGCAGUCAGCAGGGGCUUGA